AUGGCCACACCUGGUGCCGACUCGGCGACAAGGGCGGGAGAGCCGCCCGAGUUCAUUGAAGUGGGCGACACGGCCACGCCCGAAGAGGCGUCUGAGCCUGAAGACUGGGAUGCGCGCUCAUCAACGUCGACCUCGUUAGCAUCCGGCAUCCAGAGGCAUGCGUUCGCCAACGGUCGGAGGUAUCAUGCUUACCGCGAUGGGAGAUAUCCCAUUCCCAACGACGAGACAGAACAAAAUCGCGAGGAUAUGAAGCAUGCUAUGGUACUGGAGUUGAGCGACGGGAAGCUUUUCCAUGCCCCGAUCGGUGAUCACCCCCAAAAGAUUAUCGACCUUGGAACGGGCACUGGUAUCUGGGCAAUGGAAGUUGGAGACCAGUACCCUGGUGCUGAGGUGACCGGCGCCGACUUAUCACCCAUUCAACCUGAUUGGAUUCCGCCAAAUGUGCGCUUCAUAGUAGAUGAUGUCGAAGACGAGUGGUUGUUUGACAAGGACUUUGACUUCAUCCAUAUGCGCAACCUGGCGACUUGGGUUCACAAUCUCCCCAAGCUCUUGGAACGCUGUUUCGCUAACCUUAAGCCCGGCGCUUGGGUUGAAACCCAAGACUUCAACUCCAACGUCAACUGUGACGACGGGACCAUGCCUGACGACUGGGCCCUUAUUAAAUUUUGGGCUCUCCUUCACGAGGCCAUGCUCAAGCUAAACGUUGACAUUCGGGUUGCCCCACGAAUCGGCGAACUGAUGGAACAGGCCGGAUUCGUCAACGUGAGAAAGACAGCCUACAAAGUGCCGGUUGGCACUUGGCCUAGGAACAACAUUCUCAACCUUGUGGGCGAGUACAUGCGCACGAUUAUGGAGGAUCUGCUUGGCGCAGCUGCGAGCAAGCCCCUCAAGACGUUAGGCAUGACAGACACGGAGAUCCAAGUCUUCCUCGUGUCUGUACGAAGUGCGCUGAGGGAUCGCAACGUGCACGCUUAUGGCACAUAUUACUCAUGGGUUGGGCAGAAGCCGCUUGAUGCGUAG
Colletotrichum gloeosporioides is the source of this 1020-nucleotide messenger RNA. RefSeq names its product Secondary metabolism regulator LAE1. Gene Ontology annotation, molecular function: methyltransferase activity. The record is from RefSeq and is a predicted model, not a curated record. The transcript is spliced from 7 exons. Lineage: Eukaryota; Fungi; Ascomycota; Sordariomycetes; Glomerellales; Glomerellaceae. Bases 1 to 1020 code for a protein of 339 amino acids.